Messenger RNA from Fusarium verticillioides 7600, 798 nucleotides. RefSeq lists its product as hypothetical. The record is from RefSeq and is a predicted model, not a curated record. The transcript has 2 exons. Bases 1 to 798 code for a protein of 265 amino acids. Lineage: Eukaryota; Fungi; Ascomycota; Sordariomycetes; Hypocreales; Nectriaceae.
AUGGAGAUCACUCCAUCAGAUCUUGACAUGGCUGCAUUUAAUCUGGAGCUUGCACCAACAGUCGAGCCUCAGAACAUAGACCCCAACUUGUUCAAUAACGGGUUGGAACUUGAUCAGCCUCUUCCAGGCCAAGGUACUGGGGUCAUGUCGGAAACUUUAGGCAGUGCAAACUCCCCAUCCCUGACAGAAAUAGUGGACGCUCUUGACUCUGAGCCUCCCUCAUUUUGUCUCAAGCCCAUAUCAAAGUGUCCCAAAGCGUGUUAUGCAGACAUACACGACAUGAGUGGAAUCGUGGAUGCUAUAACGAAGAGCCCAGGACAGACGCCACUCGACGAGAUUCUAUCAUUAUUUCAGAGCGUCUUCCACAAGUCUGCACAGUACCUUGCCUGUCAGAAUUGUGACACCGGUUGUCUUCGUUACAUCAAUCUCGUCAUGCUCCACCAACGACAGGUCAACCUUCUCAGUGAACUUGCAGAAGACCCAAGAGAAUAUCUCAGGAGCGACAUGGCGAGUACUACGUUGGGAGGGUUUCAGCCCUCUAAACAGGAUGACAUUGCGAUAAAGCAGUUGAUGGUCAGACAGGCCACGAGAGAUGCCAUACUCUCGGUUAAUGCUGACCAUGAAAGCGCCAUGGGGUUUCAAGAGAGGUCUAUAGCGGGGACAUUAGAUUUGAGUGACACGGGCAAGCUUAAUGUGAAGUGGCUAGUAGAGGUUUCGGAGAACCUCCGAGGCACUCUUGAACACGUAAAGGUGGUGUUGGAGAAGGACGAUUGGGCUACAAAGUUUCUAGAUACAUAA